GACCAGGCUGAUCCCUCCCACCUGCCCGCUCCCCCUGGCCCGGCCCUGACGUCAGGGGAAGGCGUGCGGAUGCGUGUGUGUGUUCGAGGCGCACAUCACCCAUCCGCACAUCACACAGCGCGCAUCCAUCAGCCGGCGGGCGGCCAGCGCGCACAGCCCCCGCAGCCGGGCUGCAGGCGACACCGCUGCUCCUCGCAAGGUAGCGGAGGAGCGCCCGGCCCCUCCGAGCACCGAUGCUCUGCGGAGCGCAGCGCCAGGGAGCCCUUCGCUGCUGAGGAGGUCACCAGCAGUAGGCCCACACGCCUGGGCAUCCUUUCUCCUGCUGCCCACCCGCCCAGUCCCAAAACGGAGGAGCCCAGCGACCCCACCAUGUCAUCGGAGCCCAGCGCCCCGCCGGCAGUGCCACCCCUGCACUCCCCCAAGUCGCCGGUGUGGCCCACCUUCCCCUUCCAGCGGGAGGGCAGCCGCAUCUGGGAGCGGGGCAACCUGCUGCUACGGGACCUGCCCAGCCCCCUCCCCACCAAGAGGACCAGGACCUACUCGGCGACAGCACGCGCCUCUGCUGGCCCCAUCUUCAAGGGUGUGUGCAAGCAGUUCUCUCGCUCCCAGGGCCACGGGUUUAUCACCCCAGAGAAUGGCACCGAGGACAUUUUCGUGCAUGUGUCUGACAUCGAGGGAGAGUAUGUCCCAGUGGAGGGGGACGAGGUGACGUACAAGGUCUGCCCCAUCCCUCCCAAGAACCAGAAGUUCCAGGCAGUGGAGGUGGUCCUCACCAACCUGGCGCCCCACACGAAGCACGAGACGUGGUCUGGCCAGAUCAUCGGCUCCUAGGCUGCCAGGGGGGCCGCCAGCCACUCAGCCCCAUGGAGCAAGCCUGCCCAGCCGCUCCCGAGGGGCGUGGGGGGAGCCGAGGCGGCGGCGGGGCCGGGGCUGCCCCAAACACGCAGGCGUUUGCGUUCAGUGUCUUUUAUAAGGUUACGGUUUCCUUUCUCUGUGUGUGUUUGUAAGUGUCUGUCGAGGGGGACAGGGGAAGUGGAGCCCUCCCUGACUGUCCCUCAGCUCCGGGGGCAGCACCGAGCCCCAUGUUCCAUUCCUUGCCCCUGAGGCCAUGGGGAAUAUAGGAACCAGUCCUAGCCCCAGCCCUCCAGCUCUACUGGGCUGAAGCAGGUGCUGAGAGCAGGAGGGGGUGGGGAGAGGCUGGGUGGCUUGGCUCACCCUCCUGAACUCUGGCAAGAUGGGCACCCCACUCCGUCCACAGUGGGACAGCAGCAGUGGGACAUGCCCUGGUGCAGGGACAAACAGGGUGCUGUGGGGUGGCAUAUCACUGUGCAGGGUCUGGGUGGCUGAGACCCAUCCCCAUCGCUGGCAGCUCACAGCACCCACCUGAGCCACAUCCCUCCAUCACAAGAUCUCAGGUCAGCGGUGCCACGGGGAGGUGAGUGGUUUACAGAAAGGAAAAAUUUGGUUUUCAGAGGCAGACAGCUGCUGGCAGGGCACCUGGGGCACUCGGUGCUGUGCCUGGGGGGCUGCACCUUGGCACGGGGCAGGGGGCACUUGGCACCUCUGUGCUCCCCACUGCUGCUGGGCAGUAAUGCACUUUUCUUGGCCCAGUGCUGAUAUGGUUCUGGGGAGACAGACACUUUCUCCUCCUUCUCUUGCCCCCCAGCCCCCUGGGGACCCCCUUCCCACGCGUGUGUGUGUGUGUGUGCAUGUCUGUAGCUUGCUGGGGUGGCGAGGGGCUGAGGGGUCUGAGCAGCCUCGGCCACGGGGCGAGCACAGCCACCUCCUCCCCAGCCCCUCGGUGUAGGCAGGGUCUUGUAUACAAAGCACAAACUUUGGUUUUGGUCUUUUCUGCCAUACCCUGGCCAGGUGGGCUCCCACAGCCCCAGGGAGCGACGGGGCAGAGGGCACGGGGACAGGGACAGCAUGCACUGGGCUGGUCUUGAGCUCACCCCAGGGAAACAAUGCUCCAGGAAUUACCAGCAUCUUAAGGGGUUCACAGCAGGCUGGGGACAGUGGGGUGCCAGCAGGUCCUCCCAAGCAGGGCAGGAGGGGAUAGGCAGCUCCCGGAGCACCGUGCCAGCAGGAGCUGCUGGCACUGCUGGUGCUCAGCAUGGAUGGAGUGGGGUGUUUGCCACCUUUUUGCUGCUGCUGUUGGCUAAGUGGGGAGAGGAGCAGAGCAAGGCUGGUGCCACGCAGGACAGCUGGGCCCUGCAGGUCAGGAGGACCAUGCUGGUGUGGGGAUUGCCCCAGGACCCUCCGGCCCAUCUCACUGCCAACCCAAAGCCUGACUCUCCCAGGGGCUGUGGCAACUGUGGCUCAGGCUCCAGGCAUCCCCAGGACAUGCAGUCAGCUUGGCCAAGGCAAACUGUUGGAUUUUUUUUUUAAAUAAACUAAAAACCUAGACUUGUUGGUGUUUUUACAACUCUAGUGUGGUUCCCGCCUGUCUGACCAUGUGUCAACCUUUGUAACAUUGGCAAUAAACCAUUAAAAGUGACUUUCCCAUGA
Passer domesticus (house sparrow) is the source of this 2508-nucleotide messenger RNA. It is a transcript of the gene CSDC2, whose product is annotated as cold shock domain containing C2. Gene Ontology annotation, biological process: regulation of mRNA stability. The transcript is spliced from 4 exons. Gene Ontology annotation, cellular component: cytoplasm. The record is from RefSeq and is a predicted model, not a curated record. Gene Ontology annotation, molecular function: mRNA 3'-UTR binding. Bases 70 to 831 code for a protein of 253 amino acids. NCBI's taxonomy places the organism in Eukaryota, Metazoa, Chordata, Aves, Passeriformes, Passeridae.